Chinchilla lanigera (long-tailed chinchilla) is the source of this 6930-nucleotide messenger RNA. RefSeq names its product TAF1 RNA polymerase II, TATA box binding protein (TBP)-associated factor, 250kDa (gene Taf1). The coding region runs from base 127 to 5778 and encodes 1883 amino acids. Gene Ontology annotation, molecular function: histone acetyltransferase activity; RNA polymerase II general transcription initiation factor activity; DNA binding. The transcript has 39 exons. Gene Ontology annotation, cellular component: transcription factor TFIID complex. Gene Ontology annotation, biological process: RNA polymerase II preinitiation complex assembly; transcription by RNA polymerase II; DNA-templated transcription initiation. Lineage: Eukaryota; Metazoa; Chordata; Mammalia; Rodentia; Chinchillidae. The record is from RefSeq and is a predicted model, not a curated record.
GGGGCCUGACAGGUCAAAUGACUGAGUGUCACUUUUGUGCGACUGGUGUUUUUAUUUCCGGCGUAGUAGGGGCCAGCCUAGGAUUUGCUGCCGCCUGAAACCGCUACCGGUAGUCUUCCCGCCGUCAUGUCCGAGACGGACAGCGAUGAAGAUUGCGCUGGAGGAGGCCCGUUUUCUUUAACCGGCUUCUUGUUCGGCAACAUCAACGGAGCCGGGCAGCUGGAGGGGGAAAGCGUCUUGGAUGAUGAGUGUAAGAAGCACCUGGCCGGGCUGGGCGCUUUGGGUCUGGGCAGCCUGAUCACUGAACUCACUGCAAAUGAAGAAUUGGCGGGGACUGAUGGUGCCGUGGUAAACGAUGAAGGAUGGAUCAAGAGUACAGAAGAUGCUGUGGACUAUUCAGACAUCAAUGAGGUAGCAGAAGAUGAAAGCCGAAGGUAUCAGCAGACAAUGGGAAGCAUGCAGCCCCUUUGCCACACAGGUUAUGAUGAAGAUGACUAUGAUGCUGACUGUGAAGACAUCGAUUGCAAGUUGAUGCCUCCCCCACCUCCACCUCCAGGACCAAUAAAGAAAGAUAAAGACCAGGAUGCUAUUACUGGUGAGAAAGUGGACUUCAGUAGUUCUUCUGACUCAGAAUCUGAGAUGGGACCUCAGGAAGCAACACAAGCAGAAUCUGAGGAUGGAAAGCUGACCCUACCUUUGGCUGGGAUUAUGCAGCACGAUGCCACCAAGUUGUUGCCAAGUGUCACAGAACUUUUUCCAGAAUUUCGGCCUGGAAAGGUAUUACGCUUCUUACGUCUUUUUGGACCAGGGAAAAAUGUUCCAUCUGUUUGGCGGAGUGCUCGGAGAAAAAGGAAGAAAAAACACCGUGAGCUGAUACAGGAAGAGCAGGUCCCAGAAGUGGAGUGUUCAGCAGAAUCAGAAGUCAACCAGAAGUCUUUAUGGAACUAUGACUAUGCUCCACCACCACCUCCAGAACAUUGUCUCUCUGAUGAUGAAAUCACAAUGAUGGCUCCUGUGGAGUCCAAGUUUUCCCAAUCUACUGGAGAUACAGAUAAAGUGACAGAUACUAAACCAAGAGUGGCUGAGUGGCGUUAUGGGCCUGCCCGACUAUGGUACGAUAUGCUAGGUGUACCUGAAGAUGGCAGUGGGUUUGACUAUGGCUUCAAACUGAGAAAGACUGAACAUGAACCUGUGAUAAGAUGCAGAGUGAUGGAGGAAUGUAAGAAACUUGAGGAAAGCAGUGGCACUGAUCUUCUGGCAGAUGAAAACUUCCUAAUGGUGACACAGCUACAUUGGGAGGAUGAUAUCAUUUGGGAUGGAGAAGAUGUGAAACACAAAGGGACAAAACCUCAGCGUGCGAGCCUAGCAGGCUGGCUUCCUUCCAGUAUGACUAGAAAUGCCAUGGCUUAUAAUGUUCAACAAGGUUUUGCAGCCACUCUUGAUGAUGACAAACCUUGGUACUCCAUUUUUCCUAUCGAUAAUGAGGAUCUAGUGUAUGGACGCUGGGAGGACAAUAUCAUUUGGGAUGCUCAGGCCAUGCCCCGGCUGUUGGAACCUCCUGUUUUGACUCUUGAUCCCAAUGAUGAGAACCUCAUUUUGGAGAUUCCUGAUGAGAAAGAAGAGGCCACUUCUAAUUCUCCCUCCAAGGAGAGUAAGAAAGAAUCAUCUCUGAAGAAGAGUCGAAUUCUCUUGGGGAAAACAGGAGUCAUCAAGGAGGAACCACAGCAGAACAUGUCUCAGCCAGAAGUGAAAGAUCCAUGGAAUCUCUCCAAUGAUGAAUAUUACUACCCCAAGCAACAGGGUCUUCGAGGUACUUUCGGAGGGAAUAUUAUUCAGCAUUCAAUUCCUGCUGUGGAAUUACGUCAGCCUUUCUUUCCCACCCACAUGGGACCCAUCAAACUCCGGCAGUUCCAUCGCCCACCUUUGAAAAAGUACUCCUUUGGGGCACUAUCUCAGCCAGGUCCCCACUCAGUUCAGCCUUUGCUAAAGCACAUCAAAAAGAAGGCCAAGAUGAGAGAACAAGAGAGGCAAGCUUCAGGUGGUGGAGAGAUGUUUUUUAUGCGCACACCUCAGGACCUCACAGGCAAAGAUGGAGAUCUUAUUCUUGCAGAAUACAGUGAGGAAAAUGGACCCUUAAUGAUGCAAGUUGGCAUGGCAACCAAGAUAAAAAACUACUAUAAACGGAAACCUGGAAAAGAUCCUGGAGCCCCAGAUUGUAAAUAUGGAGAAACCGUGUAUUGCCAUACAUCUCCUUUCCUGGGCUCUCUCCAUCCUGGACAGUUACUACAGGCAUUUGAGAACAACCUCUUUCGUGCUCCAAUCUACCUUCAUAAGAUGCCAGAAACAGACUUUCUGAUCAUUCGGACAAGACAGGGUUACUACAUUCGGGAAUUGGUGGAUAUAUUUGUGGUUGGCCAGCAGUGCCCCUUGUUUGAAGUUCCUGGACCCAACUCCAAAAGAGCCAAUACACAUAUUCGAGACUUUCUACAGGUCUUUAUUUACCGCCUCUUUUGGAAGAGUAAAGAUCGGCCAAGGAGGAUUCGAAUGGAAGAUAUUAAAAAAGCCUUUCCUUCCCAUUCAGAAAGCAGCAUCCGGAAGAGGCUAAAGCUCUGUGCUGACUUCAAACGCACAGGGAUGGAUUCUAACUGGUGGGUGCUGAAGUCUGAUUUUCGUUUACCAACUGAAGAGGAGAUCAGAGCUAUGGUGUCUCCAGAGCAGUGCUGUGCUUAUUAUAGUAUGAUUGCUGCAGAGCAGCGACUGAAGGAUGCUGGCUAUGGAGAAAAGUCCUUUUUUGCUCCAGAAGAAGAAAAUGAGGAAGAUUUCCAGAUGAAAAUUGAUGAUGAAGUUCGCACUGCUCCUUGGAACACCACAAGAGCUUUCAUUGCUGCCAUGAAGGGCAAGUGUCUACUGGAGGUGACUGGGGUGGCAGAUCCCACAGGGUGUGGUGAAGGAUUCUCCUAUGUGAAAAUUCCAAACAAACCAACACAGCAGAAGGAUGAUAAGGAACCUCAGCCAGUGAAGAAGACAGUGACCGGAACAGAUGCAGACCUUCGUCGCCUUUCUCUGAAAAAUGCCAAGCAACUUCUUCGUAAAUUUGGCGUGCCUGAGGAAGAGAUUAAAAAGUUGUCCCGCUGGGAAGUGAUUGAUGUGGUGCGUACAAUGUCAACAGAACAGGCCCGCUCUGGAGAGGGCCCUAUGAGUAAAUUUGCCCGUGGAUCAAGGUUUUCUGUUGCUGAACAUCAAGAGCGUUACAAAGAGGAAUGCCAGCGUAUCUUUGACCUACAGAACAAGGUUUUGUCAUCGACUGAAGUCUUAUCAACUGAUACAGACAGCAGCUCAGCUGAAGACAGUGAUUUUGAAGAAAUGGGAAAGAAUAUUGAGAACAUGCUGCAGAACAAGAAAACAAGUUCUCAACUGUCACGUGAACGUGAGGAGCAGGAGCGGAAGGAGCUACAGCGGAUGCUACUGGCAGCGGGCUCAGCUGCAUCAGGAAACAAUCAUAGAGAUGAUGACACAGCUUCUGUGACUAGCCUUAACUCCUCUGCCACUGGUCGUUGUCUCAAGAUAUAUCGCACAUUUCGAGAUGAAGAAGGGAAAGAGUAUGUUCGCUGUGAGACAGUCCGAAAACCAGCUGUCAUAGAUGCCUAUGUGCGUAUACGCACUACAAAAGAUGAGGAAUUCAUUCGAAAAUUUGCCCUUUUUGAUGAACAGCAUCGAGAAGAGAUGCGAAAAGAGCGGCGGAGGAUUCAAGAACAAUUAAGGAGGCUUAAGCGGAACCAGGAAAAGGAGAAGCUUAAGGGUCCUCCUGAGAAGAAGCCCAAAAAACUAAAGGAGCGUCCUGACCUAAAACUGAAAUGUGGAGCAUGUGGUGCCAUUGGGCACAUGAGGACAAACAAAUUCUGUCCCCUUUAUUACCAAACAAAUGCUCCGCCUUCCAAUCCCGUUGCCAUGACAGAGGAACAGGAGGAGGAGUUGGAAAAGACAGUCAUUCAUAAUGAUAAUGAAGAACUUAUCAAGGUUGAAGGGACCAAGAUUGUCUUGGGGAAACAGUUAAUCGAGAGUGCUGAUGAGGUUCGCAGAAAAUCUCUGGUUCUCAAGUUCCCUAAACAGCAACUUCCUCCCAAGAAAAAACGACGGGUUGGGACUACUGUUCACUGUGACUAUUUGAAUAGACCCCAUAAGUCCAUCCACCGGCGCCGGACAGACCCUAUGGUAACAUUGUCGUCAAUCUUGGAGUCUAUCAUCAAUGACAUGAGAGAUCUUCCAAAUACCUACCCUUUUCACACUCCAGUGAAUGCAAAGGUUGUAAAGGACUACUACAAAAUCAUCACUCGACCAAUGGAUCUACAGACACUCCGUGAAAAUGUGCGCAAGCGUCUCUACCCAUCUCGGGAAGAGUUCAGAGAACAUUUGGAGCUAAUUGUGAAAAACAGUGCAACCUAUAAUGGGCCUAAACACUCACUGACCCAGAUCUCUCAAUCCAUGCUGGAUCUUUGUGAUGAAAAACUCAAAGAGAAAGAAGACAAAUUGGCUCGCUUAGAGAAAGCUAUCAACCCCUUGCUAGAUGAUGAUGACCAAGUGGCUUUUUCAUUCAUUCUGGACAACAUUGUCACUCAGAAAAUGAUGGCAGUUCCAGAUUCUUGGCCAUUUCAUCACCCAGUUAAUAAGAAGUUUGUUCCAGAUUAUUAUAAAGUGAUUGUCAGUCCAAUGGAUUUAGAGACUAUACGUAAGAAUAUCUCCAAGCACAAGUACCAGAGUCGGGAGAGCUUUCUAGAUGAUGUAAACCUUAUUCUGGCCAACAGUGUAAAGUACAACGGGCCUGAGAGUCAGUAUACUAAAACUGCUCAGGAGAUUGUGAACAUCUGUUACCAGACAUUGACUGAGUAUGACGAGCAUUUGACUCAACUUGAGAAGGAUAUAUGUACAGCUAAAGAAGCAGCUCUGGAGGAGGCAGAAUUAGAAAGCCUAGACCCAAUGACCCCAGGUCCCUAUACACCUCAGCCUCCUGACUUGUACGAUACCAAUACAUCCCUCAGUAUGUCUCGAGAUGCCUCAGUAUUUCAAGAUGAGAGCAAUAUGUCUGUCAUGGAUAUUCCCACUGCUACUCCAGAAAAGCAGGUAACACAGAUGCGCCAGGGCCGAGGUAGGCUGGGCGAGGAAGACUCUGAUGUAGAUAUUGAAGGGUAUGAUGAGGAGGAUGGGAAACCUAAGACUCCAGCCCCAGAAGGUGAAGAUGGAGAUGGUGAUCUUGCAGAUGAAGAGGAAGGAACUGUACAACAACCCCAGGCCAGCGUUUUGUAUGAGGAUUUGCUUAUGUCUGAAGGAGAAGAUGAUGAAGAAGAUGCAGGAAGUGAUGAAGAAGGAGAUAAUCCUUUCUCUGCUAUUCAGCUGAGUGAAAGUGGAAGUGACUCUGAUGUGGCAUCUGGUGGUAUAAGACCAAAGCAGCUCCAUGUGCUACAGGAGAACACAAGGAUGGGCAUGGAAAAUGAAGAAAGCAUGAUGUCGUAUGAGGGAGACGGUGGGGAGGCUUCCCAUGGUUUGGAGGAUAGCAACAUCAGUUAUGGGAGCUAUGAGGAGCCUGAUCCCAAGUCGAACACCCAAGACACAAGCUUCAGCAGCAUCGGUGGGUAUGAGGUAUCAGAGGAGGAAGAAGAUGAGGAGGAAGAGCAGCGCUCUGGGCCAAGUGUACUAAGCCAGGUCCACCUGUCAGAGGACGAGGAGGACAGUGAGGAUUUCCACUCCAUUGCUGGAGACAGUGACUUGGACUCUGAUGAAUAAGGCUUCCUUUGGGCCUCUUUGGUCAGCCUUCCCUGUUCUCCAGCCUAGGUGCUUCACUUUUCCCCAUUUUUUUUGUUUAUAUUUGUACAGUGUCUGGUCCUGAAAUCACCAGAUUAACUAACACCUUAGGCUUUAAUAAUAAGUAAAUGAUCUCUCCUGAUCUCGGGGCAAUGUCACCCUUUGAUGUAAAACCAAGCUACCCUUUCCCCUACCACUACCGAAAAGAGAACAAUCUCACUCUUCUCCAGUACUGUUCUUUAACUUCAUUUAUUGCUUUAGGUAUAUUUUUUUCCCUGGGGAAAGAGGAGAAAUUAUGAAAAGACUAAUAACUUAUGUCCUCCUCGUACAUUAUAAGUUCUCUAUGCAUGGUAUCAUUUCAGUUUUCUAAUUUGCAGGCUGGAAUAGCUGAGAACACCUCUGAUGGAACAGAGAAUUGGAUUCCAGUGGGCUCUGUGGGACACUUAAACCUAUUGGACAAACUGCCCAUUAACUUUAUUAUUUAGUUAUACAAUGCCUUGUUCCUAAAUGGAUUUGAGGCAAGUGACUAUAAAUCUUUGAAACAGCCUGUAUGUCAGAAAUGAUAUGUUGCCAUGUAAAUGUGUUGUUUCCUCCCGCGUGGGGAAUGGUAGGAAAAUGGUAAGUUCCUUAGGACAAAGACUGUGUCUUCUGUUUCUUUUCAUGCUUAGGAGAUGGUUCUGUGCAAAGUAGGUACUCAGUAAAUGUUUCUAGAAUCAUAAAAUCCUCAGUAGAUAUAUUACUAAGUAUCUGCUCCACAAUAAGCACUCUAUCAGAUCCUUUGGAUGCAAAGGUAAAGAAGGCACAUCUCUUUUACUUAAAGAGAUUACCAUCAAGUUGGGGGGGAUGGGAAGUCAAACAUGUUAAUAAAUGAUUAAGUACUGUGAGAUAAGUGCAAUUAAGAAGCUAGCUAUAAAAUAUAAGAGAAAAUAGAGGAGUCAUCACAUUUGAAAAAAGUCAGGGACAUCUUCCUAGAGGUAAGUUUUAAAGCUGAUUAUUGAAGAAAUAGGAGCUUGCCAGAUGGAAAGGUCUAGGCAAACUGUAAUGUGAAGUGAAAAGGCCAUAGGGGCUGGGGAUUUAGCUCAGCGGCAAAGCGCCUGCCUGGCAAGUACAAGGUCGUGAGUUCGGUUCCUGGUA